UGUCAUAAGUUAAGAUACUACUUACUGGUCGAAAUCGCAAUCCAAUAAUCACAAGUUUCUAAUCCGCAACCGUGCAACUCUCUCAAACUAAACCCAACAUGUCUGAACAACACAAGUCCCGCCCGGUCGGCGGCACAGAGUACAGCUGGUGCAAAGCAGUCCCCGGCGGCACCGGCAUCACUGUCCUAGCCCUCCACUUAACAACCCCUCCCAACAUCCCCUUUCUCCAAAAUGCCCUCCGCAAUCUCCAAAUUUCCCACCCUAACCUCCGCUCCAAGCUCUCCUUCAACUCCACCACACACACCUUCUCACUCGCCACUCCCUCCACCCCUGACGUCACAAUCCACGUCAGCGGUGAAUCCUCCACGUCACAACUCAUCAACGACUCAUCCGAGUCAUCACUCACUCCGUUCCAGCUCAUCGUCGAGCACGAAAUGAACAACAAUGCCUGGAUCAAUCAGGAUGGCUCAGUUCCCGAGAGCAUUGAUGUGGUGUUUGUUACUGUGUACAAUUUAAGUGAAUCGGAGUGGGCUGUGGUGCUGAGGAUUCACACGGCGGCGUGCGAUAGAACCGGGGCGUUGUCGUGUUUGAGAGAGAUUUUGGGGAUGAUGAAGAGCGGUGAGGAUAGCGGUGGAUUUAAAGAAGAGUGGGAGGUUAGUUUGGGGAUUGAAGAUUGUGUUCCGGAUGGGAAGGCUCAUAAGCCGUUUUGGGCACGGGGUGUGAAUAUGCUUGGUUACUCUUUGAAUUCUUUGAGAUUGGCUCAUUUGGAUUUUGUGGAUGCUGAGGUAUCGAGAUCGUCGCGGUUUGUGAGGUUGAAGAUGAAUUCGGAUGAUACUAGUCGGAUUCUUUCUGGCUGCGAAUCAAGAGGGAUAAAACUAUGUGGGCUCUUGGAGGCUGCCGGAUUAAUUGCAGCUCGUUCCUCGAAAAACCUUCCUGAAGGACAAUGGGAGAAGUACUCAGUUGCAACACUUACUGACUGUCGUUCUCUUCUUGACCCAGUACUUACUCCUGGUCAUGUGGGUUUCUACCAUUCUGCCAUCAUAAAUUCACACGACAUACAGGGAGGUGAAAAUCUGUGGGAGCUUGCUAAUAGAACUUACAUGGCUUUCGCUAAUGCUAAGAAAAACAACAAACAUUUUUCAGACGUGGCUGAUCUAAAUUUUCUCAUGUGCAAGGCCAUUGACAACCCUGGUCUGACACCGUCAGCGGCUCUAAGAACUUCACUUAUCUCAGUGUUCGAGGACCCUGUCAUUGAACAUACUAGCCAUUUACGUCAAGAAAUUGGGUUGGAAGACUAUGUGGGGUGCGCCUCAAUUCAUGGUGUAGGCCCUUCUAUAGCUCUAUUUGAUACAAUAAGGGACGGGGAACUGGACUGUGCUUGUGUUUAUCCGUCCCCCUUGCAUUCGAGGAAGCAAAUGGAAGAUUUAAUUAGUGAAAUGAAGCGCAUUCUUUUGGAUGGUUGCAAGGAAGAGGAGGAAGCUUAGCUUUAUACUGUGAGACAACUACAUGUGUUUAGCUAUAAAACAGUUCUAUAUGCAAGGGCUUCUGUAGUCCUGCCCAAUGCCCAUUCUUGAAAAUCAAUAUUAUUAGCAAGACAGAAAUCAUUACUGGCUUAAA
Molecule: messenger RNA, 1617 nt
Organism: Daucus carota subsp. sativus
Lineage: Eukaryota; Viridiplantae; Streptophyta; Magnoliopsida; Apiales; Apiaceae
Exons: 3
Coding region: 99-1484 (461 amino acids)
Source: RefSeq, a predicted model, not a curated record